AUGAACCUGUCGGCAUCCGUGUGCUCGGCGGCGAAGCGCAUUCAGAAGGAGCUCGCGGACAUCGGCGCGGAGCCCUCCGCGGACUGCUGGGCGGGGCCGAAAGGCGACAACCUCUUCCAGUGGGUCGCCACGCUGCUCGGCCCGCCAGAUUCGCCUUAUCGUGGGGGAGUGUUUUUCCUCGACAUUGCCUUUCCCCAAGACUACCCCUUCAGGCCGCCACAGGUGUGCUUCCGCACGCGCAUCUAUCACUGCAACGUGUGCAGUGCCAGUGGGCGCAUUCGGCUGCAUCUGCUGGACGAUGGCUGGAGCCCUGCCAUGACCAUUGCGCGCGUGCUGCAAGCCAUCAUUCAUUUGCUGAGGUUCCCCGUGCCAGAGGAAGCGCUGGUGGGGUGCAUCGCACACCGCUUCGUGUUUGACCGCCCCUCACACGACCGCAUCGCCGCUGAUUGGACCAGGCGCUUCGCCACCCAGAGCAGAGAGGGCGAGGGUUGUGGUAGCUGGAGCAGCAGAGAAGCUGACUCUUCAGACAGGAACCAUGGGGAGACUGUAUUUGCUACAAAAACGUUCCCUUCACCAGCAUCACCACCAUUAUUGUCAGCAGCAGCAGUAGUGUCUCAGGAAUGCCAGAAAGGUUCCCCACUGGAGUUGCAAGUAGGGAGGAGGGGUGUGAUGCUGGGAGCCUCUCUUGCUGCGUCGGGGCUGGUUGGAGGGUCGGUGGCGGGGGUGGGUGGUGCUGCAUGGGGGGUGGAGGCUCGGCAGUGGGGUGACGGCAAGAGUGUGGAGAUUCGACAGAUGAAGGACAACUUUGGGGUGCUGCUAAUGAAUGUGGCAGAGGAGGUGAUUAAUGAGCUGGGGAUGAAGACCGGUGCUGACUACAAAAAAGAGUUCUUCAAGCUGCGGCAGCAGGAGUUCCAGCCGCUCAAGAAGGCUAACUUUGGAGGGCUGGCGUCACUGGGGCAGAGUUUCACAGUGAACGAUGUGCCUUACUUCAACUUCCAGUCAUACAUCCAGUGGAAGCUGAUCGCACGCCUCUUCCCCACGCAGCGAGUCAGGCAGGAGAUCAGUGCCCGCCUGGGGAGGAAGCUGCUCGAUCGAGUGGCACCAGAAGCAGUUGUUAUCGCUCUUGCCCUCCCCCCACCCUCCCUCUCCUCCUCUUCCUCCGCCGCUUCCCCCUCCCCAUCCUCCUCCACCUCCUCCUCCGCCUUCUCCCCUCUCUCUCCCUCCACCUCCCUACCAUUCGCCCGCAUCGCCACGUCAGCACCGCCGCCAGCAUCAUCAGCCGAACAGGUGGACGACCAGGAUUGGCUGGAUCCGCCGUCGCUGCUGUCAAAGCAAUCCCUCCCACCACCACCACCACUAGCAGCAGCUGGAGUGGGGGAGGUGCGGCCAGCAGGGCUGGUGGCUGGGGUGGAGGAGAUUCUGCAACGUCUGCUGAACGUGGGGUUCCUGCAGGCCUACACUGUGGACUGGGUGGCAGCAGCAGGCGGUGGUGGGGCAGAGUGGGACAAGGAUCGCCGAGGCAGCAUGCAAGUGAAGGUGCAGGGGCCGGCCAAUCUGGAUGGAGCAGUGCUGUUGCUUGCAGAGAGUAAAUAUGCUCAGCGCUACUCCUCCUCCAUCAUCCGAGCCUUCUUUGAGCGAAUGGGGGUGCAGGCUGACGUGGAUGAGUACUUCUACAGGGAGAAACUCAAUUACAAGCCCAAGUCGCUUCUGGAGCAAGCCGUUCUAUCGCUCGGCGACCCUCUUGUCCCGGUGGUGAAUCAAUUUGACGUGGAUGAAAUCAUCGAGACCUGGGAUCUCAGGCUACCACCUCAGCAAUAA
Closterium sp. Naga37s-1 is the source of this 1818-nucleotide messenger RNA. The record is from the annotation of a GenBank genome assembly. Lineage: Eukaryota; Viridiplantae; Streptophyta; Zygnematophyceae; Desmidiales; Closteriaceae.